GGAAUGGCAGAGACGUGAUUACCAACAUGAGUGGAUUGCAGUGCCUUGCCUCAGAGAACAUCUGGUUUGACAAACAGCGCUACGAUGAGGCAGAGAAGUGCUUCUACGAAGGAGCCAACGGACCCUCUACACAGGGGAAGGAAGUUAAUGCCAUCCUGCAGGACAUUGCUAAAUCCAGACAGAAUAUUCUUCAGUCACUGAACAGAGUGAAUACUGUGCUACAAAUAAGCCUCAAGCACACCCACUGUAGUAGCAGGACUGCCUGGGAACACUGCAUGGCUGAGACAGACAGCCUGGCUGUGUGUCUGCUGCUGCUUGGUGUGGAUGACUUCAACCAACUCCUGCACAAAGUGGUGGAGGAGAUGAGAGCAGCCCUGCAGAAACUGGAGUCCAGAGUGGCUAUGCUGGAAAAGAGCCCAGCAGCUGUCCCAUGUGCUAAGUCUGCUCCAGUCAAGGCUGCUCCUGUCAAACCUGUAAAGGUGGAAAACGGUGAUGACGAUGACAUUGACUUGUUCGGCAGUGAUGAGGACGACGAGGAGGCAGCACGCCUUAAGCAGGAGCGCGUGGAUGCCUAUGCAGCCAAGAAGUCCAAGAAACCUGCCCUCAUCGCCAAGUCGUCUAUCCUGUUGGACGUCAAGCCCUGGGAUGAUGAGACUGAUAUGGUGAAGCUGGAGGAGUGUGUGCGCUCGGUGCAGAUGGACGGGCUCCUGUGGGGACAAUCCAAACUGGUGCCAGUUGGCUACGGCAUCAAAAAGCUGCAGAUCAAUUGCGUGGUUGAGGAUGACAAAGUUGGCACAGACAUUCUGGAGGAGGAAAUCACCAAGUUUGAGGACUAUAUCCAGAGUGUAGAUGUUGCUGCCUUCAAUAAGAUCUAAGCUCCAUCAGCUGUUUACCUGCUGCUGCUGCUCUGGUUUGCACGGUUAUUAAAGUUUUGAGCACAAACCUCA
Molecule: messenger RNA, 947 nt
Organism: Etheostoma spectabile (orangethroat darter)
Lineage: Eukaryota; Metazoa; Chordata; Actinopteri; Perciformes; Percidae
Product: elongation factor 1-delta
Exons: 9
Coding region: 27-875 (282 amino acids)
Biological process (GO): translational elongation
Cellular component (GO): cytosol; eukaryotic translation elongation factor 1 complex
Molecular function (GO): translation elongation factor activity; guanyl-nucleotide exchange factor activity
Source: RefSeq, a predicted model, not a curated record